GCAUUUCUGUUAUGGAGGCUGAGCGAUCCAUCCCUCUGGUCUCUCAAAGGCGCGUCCACGCAUGCAUCCACGGGAGCCACUUCAUCCAUACAAUACAUUGGGUGGCCCCUCGACCGACAACUGGCCCCGAAACGGAGUUCACCAAAUAAGAUGAAGAUCUUGUUUACACUUUGAGGAAAUUGCUAGAAUUUCCCAAGUGAGUGGUGUGAGAGAAGACACUUUGGCUUACACUUUUGGUGAGAAGGGGUGGUGAUAUUCCAGGAAAAUGGCAACAAUUCAUCUACCAGGGUUUAUCUUACUGUACAUGGUCUAUGCGGCUGUUCCCCAAGAACUGACCCCUCGUGGGUCCCGGCCAUUUCCAUUGCCAGGAGACACUCCAGAUCAAAUUCCAACAAAACCAGAAGGUUGUGAGAGCAAGAUAAUCAACUGUCCCAUCAAGCUGUUCUUCACCGUCGACACUUCCGAGACCAUUGCCCUGCAGGAGUCUCCGCCUGGUAUACUGGUGGAAAACAUCAAAGAGUUCAUGCGGACUUUUGUCCAGAGGCUGCGUGAUGAAGAAUACCGGGGUCAGGUCCGCAUCAGUUGGUCUAUCGGAGGCCUGCACUUCUCCCAGAGGCAGGUGGUCUUCAGCCAGUUUUCCACCAGAGAGAGCUUCAUCAGGAGCCUCAGUGGCAUUCGAUACCUGGGCAAAGGCACCUACAUCGACUGUGCCCUCCAAAACAUGACCUAUCACAUGACUCAGCACUAUUGGGGAAUAAAGGCCGCACUCUUCUCUGUGGUCAUCACUGACGGCCAUGUGACAGGAAGUCCUUGCGGUGGGAUCAAGGUGACGGCAGAGAAGGCUCGCGAGCAGGGGAUUCGCGUUUUCUCAGUGGCGGCGUCCAGGUCCAUCGAUGAGACGGGAAUGAAGGAGAUUGCCAGCUCGCCUCCAGAAGUUUACCGCAAUGACUAUUUAGCUGUGGAGAUCGUCAACGGCAGACCGAAAAUAAAGACAGAAUCUAUUGAUCGUAUUAUAAAAGCCAUGAAAUACCAAGCCUACUCAGAGUGCUACCAACAGGAAUGCAUCGAGACCCCUGGGAAACCUGGACCACGAGGGCCUCAAGGGCCAAAAGGUCUAAAAGGAAACAGAGGUCAUCCGGGGGUAAAAGGCACAGCGGGAAGACAGGGUGAUCCUGGCAUCGAGGGUCCGAUUGGACGUCCUGGACCAAAGGGAAUGGUUGGAUGGAAAGGUGACAAGGGUGAAAUAGGUGGAAGCGGAGCAAAGGGUUUGUUUGGCAUACCGGGCAGGAAUGGAACUGAUGGACAGAAGGGUAAGAUUGGCCAUAUUGGAGCUCCUGGUUGUAAAGGGGACCCAGGCGACAAAGGAAAAGAUGGCUACCCAGGAGAAGUGGGGGAUACUGGGCCACCAGGCGGAAAAGGAGAAAAGGGCGACCUUGGCCUACCCGGGAAGUCAGGCCUUGCAGGCCCUGGGGGUGAACGAGGAUCAAAGGGUGAACGAGGGAAUCCAGGGAAUCCAGGACCCCCAGGAGAAAGGGGACAACCGGGACCGAGUGGCUCAAGUGGACCAAAAGGCGAAGUGGGAGGGCGAGGAGAACAAGGACCAAAGGGAGCUCAAGGAUUUCCUGGGAAAAAAGGAGAGAAGGGAGAACGAGCAGUGCAGGGAGGCAGAGGACGACCAGGGGAGGAGGGAUUCAAGGGUACAAAGGGGGACCGUGGACUGCCAGGACCGAGGGGUCAACAAGGAGACCCAGGGAGUCCUGGAGCAAAUGGCACCAUGGGAAAUCCUGGAGAUCCUGGACCAAGAGGAGACCCAGGCAGCCAAGGACCAACGGGCGAUACAGGAAGAUCAGGAUUCAACUACCCUGGACCAAGAGGACCUACUGGUGACAGAGGUAGCCCAGGGAGAAAAGGACCCAGGGGCAGUCGAGGCGAAUGCGGUGCAAAAGGAGACCCAGGCGAUCAAGGUCCACGUGGCGAGUCGGGGGAGCCAGGUCAGGCAGGGGAGCACGGAGCCAGAGGACCAACAGGGGACUCGGGGCCCCAUGGUGGCCAUGGACCAGAGGGCGAUCCUGCACUUACUGAUUGUGACGUCAUGGCAUACAUCAGGGAGACUUGUGGUUGUUGUGACUGUGAGAAGCGCUGCGGUGCUCUGGACAUCGUAUUUGUAAUAGACAGCUCGGAGAGUGUCGGUCUGACCAACUUCACCUUGGAAAAGAACUUUGUAAUUAACACCAUUAAUCGUCUGGGAUCAAUGGCCAGUGACCCUUCGUCUCCGACUGGCACAAGAGUUGGAGUCGUGCAGUUCAGUCACAACGGGACCUUUGAGGCCGUUCGUCUCGACGAUCCCAACAUCAACUCCAUGUCUGCUUUUAAAACGGCCGUGAAGAAUCUUCAGUGGAUCGCCGGGGGCACCUUCACCCCCUCGGCUCUCAAGUUCGCCUACGAUCAUCUCAUCAGGGACGGCAAGCGAGCCCGAGCCAAAGUGUCCGUGGUUGUGAUCACAGACGGACGCUUCGACCCGCGCGAUGACGAAGAUCUACUCAAGUACCUCUGCCAGGACAGUAGCGUUGUAGUGAACGCAAUCGGGGUGGGAGACAUGUUUAGAAAGUCCCAAGAUGACGAAAUUCUGGGGUCUAUAGCUUGUGACAGAAAGGAGCGAGUCACUGGGAUGAAGAAUUUUGUUGACUUGGUCGCUGAAGACUUUAUAGACAAAAUGGAGACUGUGCUGUGUCCUGAUCCGGUUGUUGUGUGCCCCGAUCUCCCCUGCAAGAGUGAGCCUGAUGUCGCGCCCUGUGCCCAGCGGCCAGUGGAUUUAGUAUUCCUGCUUGAUGGGUCCGAGCGCCACGGGGUACAGAACUUCAGUCACGUUCGUGAAUUCUUGCAAAAGUUGCAAAACAGACUGGUACUGGCCCGGAGCAGGACAGAUCGCCUGCGAGCUCGUUUGGCUUUGAUGCUAUACGGCAAGGAGGGCAAGAACUUUGUGGCGUUCCCUCUCACGCACGACCCCGGUCUCAUCGCCGACGGUUUAGCGCUUCUAAGUUAUCUGGACUCCGCAUCAAGCGUGGGGCUGGCUAUCACACACGCCAUCGGCAGAGUACUCGGCAAGGGAACGACUCGCAUGACCAGACGCCACGCGGAGAUCGCGUUCGUUUUCAUCACUGACGGCUUCACCGACAGGAAGAACCUGGAUGAGGCGGUCAGCGCCAUGCGUGGGGCACAGGUAGUCCCCGCGGUAAUCGCUACAGGAAUUGAUGUGGAUCAAGAAGUCUUAAUGAAGCUGGCCAUGGGGGAUGAGAACGCCAUAUUCAGAGGAAAUGACUGGUCCGAGUGGCGGUCAGGCUUGUUUGACCAUUUCCUCCGGUGGGUUUGUUAAAAAAAAACACAUUGGAGACAUGAAUCUCUUCCUUGUGCAACUGAUAUUAAUGGCAUUUUCAAUUCCUCCAUGCACUGUACAAUCUGACACUACAGUAUAUUCAUCCUAAGUGCUUCUUACACAAUACAUCUGUUUUAAGGUAAUAAACAGACACUGUGCUUCAUUC
This is a messenger RNA of Nerophis lumbriciformis (worm pipefish), 3539 nucleotides long. RefSeq names its product collagen alpha-2(VI) chain-like. The record is from RefSeq and is a predicted model, not a curated record. NCBI's taxonomy places the organism in Eukaryota, Metazoa, Chordata, Actinopteri, Syngnathiformes, Syngnathidae.